AUCGGGACGGAGCCUUUCUACGCGGUGGUAGGCAGUGUGGAGUGGCUCGUUGGAUGCGUCUCGACAUGGCGAUACGCUACGGUCGGCGGGAGCCUGGUGGUGGGUGUCUGGGGGUGUGCCGAGGUGCGAAUCGGGACGGAGCCUUUCUACGCGGUGGUAGGCAGUGUGGAGUGGCUCGUUGGAUGCGUCUCGACAUGGCGAUACGCUACGGUCGGCGGGAGCCUGGUGGUGGGUGUCUGGGGGUGUGCCGAGGUGCGAAUCGGGACGGAGCCUUUCUACGCGGUGGUAGGCAGUGUGGAGUGGCUCGUUGGAUGCGUCUCGACAUGGCGAUACGCUACGGUCGGCGGGAGCCUGGUGGUGGGUGUCUGGGGGUGUGCCGAGGUGCGAAUCGGGACGGAGCCUUUCUACGCGGUGGUAGGCAGUGUGGAGUGGCUCGUUGGAUGCGUCUCGACAUGGCGAUACGCUACGGUCGGCGGGAGCCUGGUGGUGGGUGUCUGGGGGUGUGCCGAGGUGCGAAUCGGGACGGAGCCUUUCUACGCGGUGGUAGGCAGUGUGGAGUGGCUCGUUGGAUGCGUCUCGACAUGGCGAUACGCUACGGUCGGCGGGAGCCUGGUGGUGGGUGUCUGGGGGUGUGCCGAGGUGCGAAUCGGGACGGAGCCUUUCUACGCGGUGGUAGGCAGUGUGGAGUGGCUCGUUGGAUGCGUAUCGACAUGGCGAUACGCUACGGUCGGCGGGAGCCUGGUGGUGGGUGUCUGGGGGUGUGCCGAGGUGCGAAUCGGGACGGAGCCUUUCUACGCGGUGGUAGGCAGUGUGGAGUGGCUCGUUGGAUGCGUAUCGACAUGGCGAUACGGUUGGCACCUUCAUUUGGCGCCAACGAGCCAUUGUUGCCGUAGCUACGGUCGGCGGGAGCCUGGUGGUGGGUGUCUGGUGGGUGUGCCGAGGUGCGAAUCAGGACGGAGCCUUUCUACGCGGUGGUAG
Messenger RNA from Phytophthora sojae, 978 nucleotides. RefSeq lists its product as hypothetical. The annotation marks the transcript as partial. The transcript has 7 exons. The record is from RefSeq and is a predicted model, not a curated record. NCBI's taxonomy places the organism in Eukaryota, Oomycota, Peronosporomycetes, Peronosporales, Peronosporaceae.